Molecule: messenger RNA, 1602 nt
Organism: Lolium rigidum
Lineage: Eukaryota; Viridiplantae; Streptophyta; Magnoliopsida; Poales; Poaceae
Product: UDP-glycosyltransferase 82A1-like
Exons: 2
Coding region: 1-1509 (502 amino acids)
Molecular function (GO): UDP-glycosyltransferase activity
Source: RefSeq, a predicted model, not a curated record
AUGGGAGCGGAUCCAGAGCAUGCCGACCUCGCCGCCGUCGUCCUCGUGCCGUUCCCGGCGCAGGGCCACGUCACGCCGAUGCUCCACCUGGCGCGCGCCCUCGCCGCGCGCGGCGUUGCGUCAACCGUCGCCGUACCCGACUUCGUCCACCGCCGCAUGGGAAGCUGUGCCGACGUCGCCAGCGGCGGCGUGGGGCUUGCGUCGAUCCCCAGCGGCAUCUUUGACGACGGCGGCGAGCCCCCGGGCUUCGCCAGCAUCGCGCACGCGAUGGAGCACCACAUGCCGGCGCACCUGGAGCGGAUGCUGACGCGGGGGCACGCCGCGUGCGUCGUCGUUGACGUGCUCGCGUCGUGGGCCAUCCCGGUCGCCUCCCGGUGCGGCGUGCCGGCCGUGGGUUUCUGGCCGGCGAUGCUGGCGAGCUUUCGCGUCGUGGCUGCCAUCCCGGAGCUUCUUCGACAGCGGUUCAUCUCAGAUUCAGGCAUUCCCAUUUUGACAGAUGGGUUCGACAAAGAUCAAGAAAACGCAGACCUGCGGACGGCCAACAACCUGCACAUAUUACCCGAAGAAUUGCAACUUGGCACCAAAGAGCUGCUGCCAUGGCUCGUCGGCUGCACAGCAUCGCAAGAAAAAAGAUUUGCCUUCUGGCUCCAGAUCUUACAGCGCACGAGGAGCCUCCGCUGCCUCCUCGUCAACUCCUUCCCCAGCGAAGCCGCCGACGAAGACUCCGACCAGCUCCACGCGUCACAGGGCCUGCAAAUCCUCCAUGUUGGGCCACUGUCUAUACACGGAUUACUUGAGAAAGUUGAGAAUUCACCGAAGUUGCCAGGAAAGAACCCUAGCAUGUGGCAGGCAGAUGGAUCUUGCAUGGACUGGCUGGACCAGCAGCGUCCAGGAUCGGUAAUCUACGUUUCCUUUGGGAGUUGGGUCGCGCCGAUCGGGUCGGACGAGAUCAGCGAGCUCGCGCUUGGCCUCGAGGCAACUGGGCGGCCAUUCCUGUGGGUUCUGAAGAACGACCCGUCGUGGCGAGCCGGCCUCCCCGCCGGGUACCUGGAGACGGUGACCGGCCGUGGGAAGGUCGUCGCCUGGGCGCCGCAGGGAGGCGUCCUCGCGCACGAGGCCGUCGGGUGCUACCUCACGCACUGCGGCUGGAACUCCACGCUCGAGGCCAUACAGCACGGGGUGCGUCUCCUGUGCUACCCCGUGUCCGGCGACCAGUUCAUCAACUCUGCCUUCAUCGUUAAGAUGUGGGAGACAGGGAUCAGGUUGCGGAGCACUAGACGAUGCGACGUGAAAGACGGCAUCGGGAGAAUCAUGGAAGGAGAUGAUGGUAGACGACUGCAGCAGAAGAUGUAUGAGUUGAGGGAAAGGGUUAUGGCGGGUGAGGCAAGGUUUGUAGCGAAGAGGAACCUCGAGGCCUUUGUGGACGGAAUUAAGAGAGAUGAUCUUCCGUUUCAUCAACUUGCCGCCAAGGUUUAUACUCCUCCCUCCCAAAUUGUAGUGCCGGCUUGACUUUUUUCUGGUCAACAAUGUACAUCUUUAAUUGUGAUUUUCAAUUAUAGCAUGUAUAUGUGUAUGUGUACAAAAGUAAAGAUAUAUGAAAUG